AUGUCAACAUCCAAUGAACAGAAGACGCUGUUGAUAUUUGGUGCCACCGGCAAGCAAGGUGGUGCUGUUAUCGACAACAUCCGCUCCAACUCGCCUACCUCUCCCUUUCAUAUCAUUGCAGUCACACGCGACCCUACCAGCCGCAAAGCUCAGGCUCUUGCGACCAACCCCAAUAUAUCUGUUAUUGAGGGUGAUUUGGGCGACGCCGAUGCAAUUUUCAGCAAAGCCGGCUCAGUAUGGGGCGUUUAUAGCGUCCAGGUCAAUUCGGACGCAGAGGAACAACAAGGCAAAGCUGUCAUCGACGCCGCUGUAAAACAUGGUGUCCAGCACAUUGUUUACUCCUCCGGAGACCGUGGUGGACCUGAGCGCUCACCUAACAAUCCUACCUACGUCAAGAACUUUGCCGCGAAACACGCCAUUGAGAAACAUCUUGAACAGCAGGCACAGGAAAGCGUGCAGAAGAUGACAUACACUAUUCUCCGACCGGUGACCUUCUUCGAAAACAUCACGACAGAUAUUCACGGAAAGGGAUUCGCGCGUAUGUGGGAGCAGCUGGGAAGUAAGAAGCUCCAGAUGAUAUCGACUAAAGACAUUGGUUGGUUUGCGGCUCAGAGUCUGCUUUGGCCUGAGAUGUACAGGAAUACAGCAUUGACGCUUGUGGGUGAUGAGCUGACGCAGCGUGAGGCGGAUGCUAUCUACUAUACGGUCAUUGGCCAGAAGAUGGCUCUGGCGCCUUGUCCGGUUGCGAGCGCGGUAAAGUUUGUGUUGAAGGGGUCUGUUGGUGAUAUGUUUAAGUGGUUUGCAGAUGAGGGUUAUGGUGGGGAUGUGCAAGAGUGCCGUGGUCAUAAUCCCGAGAUGCAAGAUUUUAGAGCUUGGUUGGAAGAGAACGAGGGAAACUUCAAGAAGAACAUUUCGUAG
Messenger RNA from Fusarium redolens, 918 nucleotides. RefSeq lists its product as uncharacterized. The transcript has a single exon. The coding region runs from base 1 to 918 and encodes 305 amino acids. Lineage: Eukaryota; Fungi; Ascomycota; Sordariomycetes; Hypocreales; Nectriaceae. The record is from RefSeq and is a predicted model, not a curated record.